AUGGCGCGAAAAUAUACACGAAUGACGAGUUACAAAAUAAUCUGUAUGAUCGUCGUACCGACGUUAUAUUUACUUUUCGUAAAUACGUUGGCCACAUUUCUUCCAAAGGUUAUGGAAAGUACGAAUAAUCCUAUGGAUAUGCGGUUUCGCAAACUCUUGCAGUUAAACUCGAGUGCCAUGGGACCAGGAGGAGGAAUAGAGGACACCAAAAAUUGUACUUCACCAGCGAUCAAAGAGUUUCCGUCCGAUGGCCUCACGCGACCACAAAGACAAUCGGGAUUUAUAAUUGUACAUUUUUUAAUAGCGAUUUACAUGUUCCUAUUGCUAGCUAUCGUUUGCGACGAUUUCUUUGUUCCGUCGAUAAAAAAAAUUUGCUAUAAGAUCAAUGUAACGGAGGAUGUCGCAGGCGCAACGAUAAUGGCCGCAGCCAGUUCCAGUCCGGAAUUGUUCAUUAAUAUCGUAGGUACUUUCGUCACGGAAGGAGAUUUAGGUGUUGGUACAAUUGUUGGUUCUGCUGUUUUCAACAUAUUAGCCGUACCUGCCUGCUGCGGCUUAUUCGCAAAUCAAGUACUGAAUUUGGAAUGGUGGCCUGUUACACGAGAUUCUAUUGCAUACGCAAUUACAGUUGCUCUAUUAAUUUUGACGCUGCGUGACGGACGCAUCGAGUGGUACGAAGCAUUGAUUCUCAUACUCGUCUACAUUCUUUACAUCUCUGCAAUGUGUUUCAAUCGUCGUAUCAACGACUUUCUUCAGCGCUCAACAACGACCAGAAGAAAGUAUAAGAAUCUUACAGAAGAAAGUCCCUUGAUUCCUAAUGAUACAAUUAAAACCGCGGAUAUAGGUCUGUUGGAGUCGGGAGAAAUGGACGAAUCCCUCGAUAUCGUAAAUAUGCAAAGUUGGCCAAUCUCAGCAUGCGAAAAAAUGUGGUGGGUGAUUACAUGGCCGAUUAAUUUCGUACUUCUCAUUACAAUUCCCGAUUGUAGAAGACAUACAUUGAAAUCUUGGUACCCACUCACCUUUACCAUGUGCAUAGUAUGGAUUGCAACUACUUCCUAUAUAGUAGGAUGGGUUAUCACAAUCAUCGGCGAUACAUUUAGGAUCCCUGACUCUAUAAUGGGAUUGACCUUUCUUGCGGCAGGAAUGAGCGUGCCAGAAGCUGUGUCAAGUGUUAUAGUUGCGAAUCAAGGACACGGAGCCAUGGGCAUAAGUAAUUCGAUCGGUUCGAACGUGUUCGACGUAUUACUCUGCCUCGGAUUACCUUGGUUUUUAAAGGCGGCAUUUUUUCCGAAAGUGCCUCACGAACAUUAUAUAAAGAUUAAUUCGCAGGGAUUAAUUUACAGUUCAAUAUCAUUGUUUUCUACUCUCACAAUCCUUUACUUAUCCCUCGUCAUUGCCAAAUUUAAAUUAACGCGAACCGUUGGGAUCGCUUGUCUCAUAACAUACGCCAUUUUCUUGAUGUUUGCUUCUAUCCUUGAGCUUAAUACGUUCUUUGUAGUUAAUUUACCAAUGUGUGUUGACUGA
Molecule: messenger RNA, 1521 nt
Organism: Dufourea novaeangliae
Lineage: Eukaryota; Metazoa; Arthropoda; Insecta; Hymenoptera; Halictidae
Product: sodium/potassium/calcium exchanger 4-like
Exons: 9
Coding region: 1-1521 (506 amino acids)
Biological process (GO): calcium ion transmembrane transport; intracellular calcium ion homeostasis
Cellular component (GO): membrane
Molecular function (GO): calcium channel activity; calcium, potassium:sodium antiporter activity
Source: RefSeq, a predicted model, not a curated record